AUGGGCGAGAAAGAGCAGCAGCGCAAAGCCGUCUGCGGCGACAUCCCGCCCAUCCCGGACGAGCUCACCAACGAACACGCCGUCUACGGCUACCUCGUCACCCCCGCCCACCUUCACUAUUUCACCAAAUCCGAAAACCAGAUAUUCAUGCCACGGGGUGUUAUCAAGACGGCUGCGCUCAAAGCCGGCUUGGCUGCCAUAGUGCUCCGCGUCACCUGGGUCCACCUCCAGGAUCUCUACAGCUCGAACCCGGACGGCGACCAACACGUGAUCCUCGCCCGGACGAGGCGCAAGCACGGGGGUGCGGAGCGUCCCGUGGAGGACCUCCGUCAGCGAAGCGGGUCCCUCCGGGAGUUUGAAAGGCUGUUGGGGCUCAAGGAAGGCCCCAAGUGGAUGAAGGCCGAUCGGUGA
Messenger RNA from Epithele typhae, 411 nucleotides. RefSeq lists its product as uncharacterized. Bases 1 to 411 code for a protein of 136 amino acids. The record is from RefSeq and is a predicted model, not a curated record. The transcript has 2 exons. NCBI's taxonomy places the organism in Eukaryota, Fungi, Basidiomycota, Agaricomycetes, Polyporales, Epitheliaceae.